AUCCACUGCCUCCCCGUCCGUUUCGAUCCCCAUCCCCACGUCGCAUUCCGCAACCCCGUAACACCUCCCCCUCCCUCUCCCUCUCCCUCCAUCUGCGGCGACGCCCCUCCUUCGCCUCCCCCCUCUCCGACCGCCCCCGCCGGCGCAUCCGCCGCCGCAGAAGCCCGAUCCGACCCCCGCGAGGCAAGGAAUCCUUGAUAAACCUGAUGGCGAUGAUUGAUGAGCCUCUGUAUCCAAUUGCUGUACUGAUUGACGAGCUUAAGAAUGAGGAUAUUCAAUUGCGUCUAAACUCCAUCAGAAGACUUUCCACAAUUGCACGGGCGCUUGGGGAAGAACGAACUAGAAAGGAACUGAUCCCUUUUCUUAGUGAAAACAAUGACGAUGAAGAUGAGGUGCUUCUUGCAAUGGCUGAGGAAUUGGGUGUGUUCAUUCCUUAUGUUGGGGGUGUAGAGCAUGCUCAUGUUUUGCUUCCACCAUUGGAGACAUUGUGUACGGUGGAGGAAACUUGUGUCCGCGAUAAGGCAGUUGAAUCUCUGUGCCGUAUUGGUGCACAGAUGAAGGAAAGUGACAUUGUGGACUGGUUCAUUCCAGUAGUAAAGAGGCUAGCAGCAGGUGAGUGGUUUACAGCUCGGGUAUCAUCCUGUGGUCUUUUCCACAUAGCCUAUCCAAGUGCGCCGGACCAAUUGAAAACAGAAUUGAGGACUAUCUAUGGUCAGUUAUGUCAGGAUGAUAUGCCUAUGGUCAGAAGAGCAGCUGCAUCAAAUCUUGGAAAGUUUGCAGCCACAGUUGAACAAAGUCAUUUGAAGACAGAAAUAAUGUCAAUAUUUGAUGAUUUAACCCAAGAUGAUCAAGAUUCAGUGCGUUUGUUGGCUGUUGAAGGCUGUGCUGCUCUUGGUAAAUUGUUGGAACCGCAAGAUUGUGUGGCACAUAUUCUCCCAGUCAUUGUCAAUUUCUCCCAGGAUAAAUCCUGGCGUGUUCGUUAUAUGGUCGCCAAUCAAUUGUAUGAGCUCUGUGAGGCUGUUGGCCCUGAGCCUACAAGAGCUGAUUUGGUGCCUGCAUAUGUUCGUCUCCUUCGUGACAAUGAGGCUGAAGUGCGGAUAGCAGCUGCUGGAAAAGUUACUAAGUUCUGUCGCAUAUUAAGUCCACAGCUUGCCAUCCAACAUAUUCUUCCAUGUGUUAAGGAAUUGUCAUCAGAUUCGUCCCAGCAUGUUCGUUCAGCUUUGGCUUCAGUCAUUAUGGGAAUGGCUCCUGUAUUGGGAAAGGAUGCUACCAUCGAACAACUUCUUCCUAUUUUUCUUUCUUUAUUGAAGGAUGAAUUUCCUGAUGUUCGACUCAACAUAAUCAGCAAACUUGAUCAAGUUAACCAGGUUAUUGGAAUUGACUUACUCUCUCAAUCACUGCUACCGGCCAUUGUAGAACUUGCAGAGGAUAGGCACUGGAGAGUUCGGCUUGCAAUAAUUGAGUACAUCCCAUUGUUAGCAAGUCAGUUAGGUGUCGGGUUUUUUGAUGACAAGCUGGGGGCACUCUGCAUGCAAUGGUUGGAAGAUAAGGUCUUCUCAAUCAGAGAUGCUGCCGCUAACAACUUGAAGCGCCUUGCAGAGGAGUUCGGUCCAGAGUGGGCAAUGCAGCAUAUAAUUCCUCAGGUGCUGGAGAAGAUCAACAAUCCGCACUAUCUGUAUCGCAUGACAAUUCUGCAAGCUAUCUCAUUGUUGGCCCCUGUCAUGGGUGCAGAAAUCACUUGUCAAAAGCUGCUUCCAGUCAUCAUUAAUUCCUCAAAGGACAGGGUUCCUAACAUCAAGUUCAAUGUUGCAAAAGUACUGCAGUCACUUAUACCGAUCCUUGAUCAAUCUGUUGUGGAGAAGACCGUGAAACCAUGCCUUGUUGAGCUCAGCGAGGACCCUGAUGUGGAUGUAAGAUACUACGCAAACCAGGCCCUGCAGGCGUGCGAUCAGAUGAUGGUGUCGAGCUAACUAGUCUGAUAUAGAGCUUGAUUUUUUUUAUUCCAAUUUUGGAGUAUCUGUAAUUUGGCCUUUAGAUUGAAAAGUUCCUUCUAGCCUCAGUAACAGAUCAACACUGCCAUGCUGGUAAAUGGACGGUCUUGAUCCCUUGUUCGUUGUGUUAUUAAUGUUGUAAUUGAGCUAGACAACACGUCGUUAUUAUUGUGUGUUUACAAGGUAGAUUGUAAUUUGCUUUCUGAUUAGUGGCUUGAUGUGCCUAAUGUGGUUUCGUUGAGACUUGCACUUUC
Setaria italica (foxtail millet) is the source of this 2245-nucleotide messenger RNA. Its product is annotated as serine/threonine-protein phosphatase 2A 65 kDa regulatory subunit A beta isoform. The transcript has 13 exons. The record is from RefSeq and is a predicted model, not a curated record. Gene Ontology annotation, molecular function: protein phosphatase regulator activity; protein binding. The coding region runs from base 207 to 1970 and encodes 587 amino acids. Gene Ontology annotation, cellular component: cytoplasm; protein phosphatase type 2A complex. NCBI's taxonomy places the organism in Eukaryota, Viridiplantae, Streptophyta, Magnoliopsida, Poales, Poaceae. Gene Ontology annotation, biological process: protein dephosphorylation.